This is a messenger RNA of Penaeus chinensis, 2090 nucleotides long. RefSeq lists its product as uncharacterized. The record is from RefSeq and is a predicted model, not a curated record. The coding region runs from base 1111 to 1701 and encodes 196 amino acids. The transcript is spliced from 3 exons. Lineage: Eukaryota; Metazoa; Arthropoda; Malacostraca; Decapoda; Penaeidae.
CGAAGAGGAAUAAGAGAAGAAGAAGAAAAUAAAAUAAAAACACGCAAAAAUAUAAGGUACCUCCCAUACAUCGAAAUAGUCACGCGGUUACAUUCCUCGUCACGGGACUGUGUUCUACCGUGCUGUGCUGUGUCAUGCCCCUGUGUCACGUAGUGUACCAUACUAUGCCACACGGUUAACUUAACAGUGGACAUUACUCUGUCAUACCUUCAUCGUGACAUAAUGCGUCAAAUCGUGACAUACCAUUCUUGAGUCGCGUGUGCCAAGCUGUGCCGGACGAACAUCGUGUCACGCUGUGUCAAACUGCCAUUGUGUCACAUCCUCCUCCUUCACGUUUUCUUAACAUGUCAAACAGCUUGUCUCUAUAUUUGCGAAACAGAACCGAGGCGUGAACUCCCCGUAGAGUUUCCCGGCGAGAAGCGGCUGCCGGUGUUACAUUCCCUGCGUAACUAAAACCCUCCUGUCACGGGUUGGCACUGGCUCUGGUGACGUCACGCUCUACGUCAACGCUGGUCCCGCCGUGUUAUCCCCCGCCUGGUGCCCGUGGACGAAACAGCAAGCGAGGCACCCAGAGCCACUUCUCUCCCCCUCUCCCCCUCCCUCUCCCCUCUCCUUCUCCCUCUGCCUCUCCCUCUAUUCCACCCCCUAUCUCUGUCUCCCUCCCCCCCCGUGCCUCUUAUCUUUCAGGCUGUGCGGGCUUUCCGUGGCACUGUCCUCGUUCAGGGUAAGCCGACUAGUGCCAGUCGAGCAGUGCCAAGGGAAAGACAUUCGGAACGGAACUCACGAGACUUCCCUUUGUCCUUUCGCUGUCUGGAAGUGUCGGGUUCAGUGACAUUGGGUGUUGCGUCUCUCCUUUAGUUGUUCUUCCACAGACGGUCCCUUUCGGAGGCGAGUGAGACACUUGUGAACUGGAUUAGUUGCCGACAUUCCUUUGAGAGACUAGAGAAACGAAGAAAAAGUCUGACAGAGAGAAAUCGCUCGAGAACUUAGUUGCGUCCGUCAUGUCGCCAUCUUCUCUCCCGCUCAGAUGACCUUUGAACUUUGAGCCAUUUCGUGACUAGAAGAGCUUCUCACCGCACCCGCAUCCGCACCCGCACCCACCUGCACGCCAUGUCCAACCCCUGCGACCCCGUGUGGAAGGCUCUGUUCGCCCUCAAGGAUGCCCUCCUCUCGCCCUGCUCCUCUGGCGACGACGACCAGCCGCUGGCCGAGUCCUCCAACGCCUCCAACCUCUCCAUCACCUCCUCCAACCUCGCCCUCGACGACCACGUCAUCGAACACGACCUGGGGAUCAGCAACCCGGGCCUCGAAGAUGACGGCUUCACCGACAAGGUCUUGGCCGGGGAUGCGACUCUGCCUGGAGGCGGCGGAGGAGGAUGGCGGCCCAUGCUGCGGUUCCACGACCAGCCCAUCACGAAGGAGCCCCAGGCGGGCGACAGCGGCCACUGGACGGUCGACAACGGCGUCUUCAGCGAAGUGGACCUCGGCGACGGCGGCGACCGAACGGACGGCGUCGGGAUCCCCGGCGCGGAGGGCCGGACGGACUCGCGCAGUACGACCCGCGAGUCCGGCUACGGGCGCUCUCUCGACGACAGCAACGGAUCCUCGUCGCAGGAGCCCUCCGUCAGCGUCGCCUUCCACUCGCGCCCGGACCCUGGUGUGAGUACUCUCCCCUCCCAGUACAUUACGCUGUACAUGUAACACAAAGCCUCGCGCGAAGAACAUGAGGUCAAACGUUUGCGUGAGAUACGCGUUGAAACAGGUCGCCAUGACGAAAUCCGUCCAAGCAAGCAGCGGCAUGAGAAUGCGAAAGGCUGCGUGCGGGAAAUUCCUCAUCCUGUUGCCCAACUGUGUUGUAAAAGCAGCAACCGUUGCCGUGAUGUUUGUUUGGUUACCUACUUCACGUAAAUAAUUUGCUCGAUCACUACUAAUCAUAACAUUUCCUUCCGUUGUCAUUUUCCUAUUUGUGUAUUGAUGAUUCUAUUGAUAUGUCAUUUGUAUUGUUUUUUGUGUAAGAUAAUACAAGAGUACUAGGUAAGUAAUGACAGUGAUGGAGACGAUUCAUAUAAUCAUAAAGGGAUUAUAUAAUG